AUGACAGCAAGACAGUCAGAAUAUUUUAAUGUAUUUUUAGCUAUAACAAAUGGCCGUUAUGCAUUGAUUGGAGUCGAUAUUCGUGAUUCAAUGACACUGAAUACACUUUUACAUAGUGUACAUGUCAAUGAUUUAAAGCCAACGUUGUGUAUAAGUGAAGUGGUUUUAACGUAUAUGGGUAUGAGGAGUUGUAACAGAGUUAUACAAUGGAUACAAGAAGUAUUUCAGGAAUGUAUUCUGUGUACAUAUGAACAAGUCAUUCCUGAUGAUGGAUUUGGUCAAGUGAUGGUGGGUCAUUUUUCCAAAUUAGGUUCACCAUUAAAAUGUAUUCAUACAUAUCCAUCAGCUGAAAGUCAUGUAGAAAGAUAUACACAACUGGGUUUUGAUUUAUCAAUAUGCAUCAAUAUGCAUUCGUUUAAUUUGUAUCAUUUGCCAUCUACAGAGCAUUCUCGCAUAUCAUCGUUAGAAUUAUUUGAUGAAACUGAAGAAUGGCAAUCGAAAUGUGCUCAUUACAUUCUUUUAUUUGGAAUUAGAUCAUCCACCGCUAAUAAAUGGCUAGAGAUUAUAUCUGAUGAUUGUCAAAAACACAUUGUUCAUGCUCUUAAAACUAAUCUUACGUCCACAACACUUGCCCGUAAACUUGAUCAUCCAACAGUGUUAACCUUUGAACCGUACAAAUUGACAUCCAAUGGAAAAUAUGCACAACGUUUUGGACACCAGUCAUUGUUAAUUGAUCGUGAUAUUUGGACUAUUGGUGGAUUUGGUGCCAUUGAUGGUAGACAUCGACGAUUAAAAACAAUUGAAUUACUAAAUAUUGACAAUGGAAUAACACAACGAUUAGACAAUCAUAAAUUAGAUGAAUGUGUAUUUCAUACGUGUCAUAUUUAUCCCGCUACAAGACAAAUUCUUUGUUUUUAUGGUCGAACAAAUCCCCGUUUAUUAAAUUCUUGUAUAAAAUUUGAUAUAGACUCUUCUCUAACAAGUCCGCUUUCAAACGAGAAUUCAGUUGAAAGUGUUGGUCGUUGGCGGCAUUGUUCAUGUUAUGUUGAAGAGACAGAUAUAAUUGUGAUAUUUGGAGGAAAAUUAUCUGUCACACAAUCGACAAAUGAAACAAUUUGUUUUACUCGAGAUGGAAAAAUGAUCCGUCAAGAAUUUUCAUCUUCACAAAAUAGCGUUCCAUCUGCUCGUCAUUCGUCUCGUAUGUGUUCCUAUAAACACUAUGCAGUGUUAAGCGGUGGUUUAUUAGAAAAUGAAUUACCCACAAAUGAAAUAUGGCUAUUCGAUACGAAACAAAUGCAAUGGACACUAUUUCAGACCGAUCUAUCAACCAUUGUUCCAAGAUAUUCUCAUAGUGCACAUAUUAUUGGUGAUAUGAUGCUGUUAUUAGGCGGAAUGAAUGCUCAUAGAAGAUAUCCACCUGGUCUAUGUAAAAUUAAUUUAUGCGAUGGAAACGUCAUUGAAUAUGAAAUACCGGUCAGUACAGGCAUACAUUACUCUCUCACUCACUAUCCAUAG
Didymodactylos carnosus is the source of this 1515-nucleotide messenger RNA. NCBI's taxonomy places the organism in Eukaryota, Metazoa, Rotifera, Eurotatoria, Philodinida, Philodinidae. The record is from the annotation of a GenBank genome assembly.